AUGGCUUCUGAGAGUAGUGAAGAGAGAUUCAAGAGUGAGCUGUUCAGAUGUUAUGAAGAAAGCAAGGAAUAUCUUAUCCCGAAGGCUAAGGACUAUAGAAGGAUAGACAGCAUUAAAUCUUCAUCAGCAUUAGGUGUUUUUAUCCGUAAUGUCAGAAAGUCGGACGUUAGUGUUAUUCUCUGGCAGACGUUUGACGUCAUCAAACGCGCUCAUAUUGCAACAGAACAUGGUGGGCGUGACCGCAUGAUUAAGGAGUUACAACGAAAAUAUGCCAACAUCACAACAAAGGCCUUGGAGCUCUUCAGAUCGCUGUCUGAGGAAUGUCAGAAGAAAAGGAAAAGACCAAUGACCAACGGCGUUGUGGUGCGUCCUAUCCUCAGCAAGGACUUUGCAUCUAAGGACCAGGUUGAUUUGAUUGACAUGCAAUCAAUGCCACACUCUAAAUGGAUCAUGGUAUACCAAGACCAUCUCACCAAAUUCUACAUUCUUCGUCCUCUUCAAACCAAACGUGCUACAGAAGUUGCCUUCCAGCUUGUAGAUAUCUUCCUUCUCAUGAGUGCCCCUGCUGGUCUUCAGAGUGAUGAGGGCUCGGAGUUCACAUCUAGGGUGAUUACUAAGCUAAAAGAAAUGCGGCCAAGUCUCACCAUGGUUCAUGGGAAGCCCCGUCACCCACAAAGUCAGGGGUCUGUGGAACGUGCGAAUGGUGACAUUAAGGAUAUGUUACUUACCUGGUUUGCAGGCAAUCAUUCACAAGACUGGUCAGUUGGCAUGAAGUUUGUUCAGUGUCAGAAAAAUGCUGCUCGCCAUUCAGGGAUAAAGUGCUCUCCAUACUCUGCUAUGUUUGGUUGUGAAGCCAGACAACGGCACUCAAGGACUGCCAAGUCCUUAACCGACUGGGGAGCCAGCCGGCUCCCCCGUAGAACUCCAACUACAGUCUCCAACACCCAGCCAUACCCUAGUGGGCUUUUGGCCCUGAGGAGCAUAGAGCCACCUCUUCGCCAUUAUUGCUCCCAGGUCCACUUCGAUCCAGACUGGAAAAAGGUAGAGGGGUCUCUUUAG
Penaeus indicus is the source of this 1059-nucleotide messenger RNA. RefSeq names its product KRAB-A domain-containing protein 2-like. The record is from RefSeq and is a predicted model, not a curated record. The transcript has 5 exons. Gene Ontology annotation, biological process: DNA integration. Gene Ontology annotation, molecular function: nucleic acid binding. Lineage: Eukaryota; Metazoa; Arthropoda; Malacostraca; Decapoda; Penaeidae. Bases 1 to 1059 code for a protein of 352 amino acids.